Sander lucioperca (pikeperch) is the source of this 2055-nucleotide messenger RNA. RefSeq names its product polycomb group ring finger 5b (gene pcgf5b). Bases 919 to 1662 code for a protein of 247 amino acids. Lineage: Eukaryota; Metazoa; Chordata; Actinopteri; Perciformes; Percidae. The transcript has 9 exons. Gene Ontology annotation, biological process: regulation of transcription by RNA polymerase II. Gene Ontology annotation, cellular component: PRC1 complex. The record is from RefSeq and is a predicted model, not a curated record.
ACACAACCGCUUUCAGUUUCCGAGCCCUGCCUGCCUGCCUGGUGGCUCCCCGCCCACCACUGCUCUCUGCUCUCUGCUGCCCGCCCGCCUGCUUGCCUGCCUGCCUGCCUGCUGGGCGGACUGGGGCAGAUCCGAGCCGACCAGUUCCGUGUUCUCUCCUCACCCAGUACACGGAGCAGACGGAACAGGAGGACCUGGCGGUGUCAUGGUGGACAUUCCUGCCCAGCCGCGGCAUCCAUAACUCCGGUGGGGAAGAGGGAAAGUGUACACGGAGGUAUCCCAUGUGAUCGCCAUUAGACGAAUGAAGACGUCGACAGCGGCAGCGCCAUAAUGAUGAACGAACAGACUAGGAUGAAGCGGACUACGUAGAAGCCUUUGGCCUCACUGUCGUCAACUGACUUCUGACCCCUCGUGGAUUAAAAAUGGCACUUUGGCUGAGACAGGAAGGGAAGCGAGACAUCUUACUCUCCAGGAAUUCUGGGAAAUUAAGAAACUUGUUUGUUUGAAACAGGAUUGUGUCUUUUUUUUUUCUCCUCUCAAUGGGAUUAACAUGGUUCAGUGAAGAUGGAAUAAGGUCAGAAUUGGAGAUAUUCCAAAAGAAAAACUGAUUACAAAAUAGAAUUUGAGUCAAGGAUGGAGCAGGAUUUCACACAGAAGGAUCUCUUAUCUCUGUCAUAAAUUGUGGAUAGUGAACACUAUAUAUAUGCACUAGCCUGGACUAACAUUAGCCAGUGUUGGUGAAGAUUCCAGCUCUUUACACCCAACGUUAGCCUGUGACUGCUAUCUUUUCCAUUCCUUAUUAUUGUGAAUGGACGUCUGACACUUCUAAAGCUAGAAGGUGACUUUUCCCUGGUUCCUAUCUUGCUGUAGCAUUGCUUAAAAACAAAAAAACAAAUAAGAAAAAAGAAAACUCCAAACAUGGCUGCUACAGGAAGGAAGCACUUGGUGAAAGACUUUAACCAUUUCAUCACCUGUUACCUGUGCCGAGGUUACCUGAUUAAACCGACCACGGUCACCGAGUGCCUGCACACCUUCUGUAAGAGCUGUAUUGUGCAGCACUUUGAGGAGAGCAAUGACUGUCCUAAAUGUGGCAUUCAGGUGCAUGAGACCAAUCCACUGGAGAUGCUCAGGUUGGACAACACCCUGGAGGAGAUCAUUUUCAAGCUGGUGCCCGGACUCAGAGAAAAAGAGGAACAGCAGGAACUUGAAUUCUGGAAGAAGAACCAGCCCAGAGAAAACGGCCAAGCAGAAAACGUGAGGCGCCAGAGGCUCGGGCUGCCUGAUGUUGGAGGUGAUUAUGGCGGUGGCGGUGGUGAUGAAGAUGAAGACGGCGGCAAUGAAGACUACCACAGGAGUGACCCUCAGAUAGCCAUCUGUCUGGACUGCUUACGCAACACGGGACAGUCGGGGGAGAGCACUGUCACGGAUUUGAUGAAGAGGUUCAUCCGCUGCUCCAGUAGAGUCACAGUGGGAACAAUUAAGAAGUUUCUCAGUCUUAAACUAAAGCUGCCUAGCUCUUACGAGCUGGAUGUGCUGUGUAACGGAGAGAUCAUGGGCAGAGAUCACACUCUGGAGUUCAUCUACAUGACCCGGUGGAGGCUUCAUGGAGAGAAUACGUAUCCCAUGGUUCUUGAGUACCGGCCACGAAUCGACUUUGGCUGAACCCCCAGCUGCAAGAAGAGGACCACACACACACACACACACACACACACACACACCGGCAUAUGCAGACAUACAUGACAAGUAUAUAAAACAUUAGAAAUGCGUACAUUUGCACAUGGACAAACACAAAACACACACAAACACCAACAUACACUCGCCCACCAUGUGCAGAGAAAGAGAUUUAAAUGUAUUUUUGUACAGCCAAUGAUGAAGUGCAUACGUUGUCAUGCUAAAGAGGUUUUAUGCUACAUAGAAUAAUAUAUGCUAUAAUAUAUGAUAUUUUUAAAUGUAUGUCCCUGUGCCUAAAAACCUGUCGAGGUCAGAAAUGAAGUAUGACCAUAUCUUCACUUUGCCUGUCUAACUCUGUAGAUUAAAUGUUGAUUUUCUACUGUU